This is a messenger RNA of Sphenostylis stenocarpa, 477 nucleotides long. The record is from the annotation of a GenBank genome assembly. Lineage: Eukaryota; Viridiplantae; Streptophyta; Magnoliopsida; Fabales; Fabaceae.
AUGAUGUUGCAACGAAAAACCGUGACAGAGACACCAACGUUGGCAUCCAGAAUUCAUUUCUCAACUUUUACACUUCUCUCCUUCCAACAUUCUCCUGCUUCUCGAUCUUGUUUCCCUUUUCUUUUAAAUUCCGCAUUAUCUUCACAAUUCUCCCCAAUCGAAUCCCCAUCCGAAAUUCCCAGAUCCGAAAUUCCCAAAAUAAAAAGACCUAAUCUUUGGUGUGUUCGUGGAUCACUGCCGAAAGAUGUGUUGUGGGGGGAGAGUUUGCAUGCUUUGCGUGUGCUUGAUUCUUGUGGUGAUUACCAUCGGGAUGCUCUUCGGGUUCGGAGUGUUCAAGCAUGGGUUCCACAAGAUCAAAGACACUGUCAGUUACUGCGAUUCUUGCGGCGGCUCCGCCGGAAAAAGGCCCUUCCUCGGAUAUGCACCACCGCCAUUGUUCUAGUUCAUCCUUCUCUUGUUCUGUUUCGUUCUUGUUAA